This is a messenger RNA of Mauremys mutica (yellowpond turtle), 3645 nucleotides long. RefSeq names its product BR serine/threonine kinase 2 (gene BRSK2). The transcript is spliced from 22 exons. The record is from RefSeq and is a predicted model, not a curated record. Bases 215 to 2842 code for a protein of 875 amino acids. NCBI's taxonomy places the organism in Eukaryota, Metazoa, Chordata, Testudines, Geoemydidae. Gene Ontology annotation, cellular component: cytoplasm. Gene Ontology annotation, biological process: protein phosphorylation; microtubule cytoskeleton organization; intracellular signal transduction. Gene Ontology annotation, molecular function: ATP binding; tau-protein kinase activity; protein serine/threonine kinase activity.
CUGAAAUAGAAAGAUGGCAGCCCCAUUAAUUGUGGCAGCACUGGGAGAAGCUGAAAGUGAUCUUAGGCCAGGUCUGCACUAUGGAAUUUUGCCAGCACAGCUACGUUAAUCAGUGGAGUGAAGAGGACUUGUGAAGUUGGGGGUUCACUGUGUAACAUGUCAAAAGGUCGCGAUAAAAAUUGUCAACAGAGAGAAGCUCAGCGAGUCGGUGCUAAUGAAGGUGGAGCGGGAAAUAGCCAUCCUGAAGUUGAUAGAACACCCCCACGUUUUAAAGCUGCAUGACGUUUAUGAAAAUAAAAAAUAUUUGUAUUUGGUGCUAGAACAUGUAUCAGGUGGGGAGCUCUUCGACUAUCUCGUAAAAAAGGGAAGAUUAACGCCAAAAGAAGCCAGGAAGUUCUUCCGACAAAUCAUCUCUGCUUUAGACUUCUGCCAUAGUCAUUCAAUAUGCCACAGGGAUUUAAAACCAGAAAACCUACUGCUGGAUGAAAAGAACAACAUCCGGAUAGCAGACUUUGGAAUGGCAUCACUGCAGGUCGGGGACAGCUUGUUAGAAACCAGCUGUGGGUCGCCACAUUAUGCCUGCCCUGAAGUGAUCCGGGGAGAAAAAUACGAUGGGAGGAAAGCGGAUGUCUGGAGCUGUGGAGUCAUUUUAUUUGCAUUGUUAGUGGGUGCCCUGCCAUUUGACGACGACAACUUGCGGCAGCUGUUGGAGAAGGUGAAGCGGGGUGUGUUCCACAUGCCACAUUUCAUCCCUCCAGACUGUCAGAACCUCUUGCGGGGGAUGAUUGAAGUGGACGCCUCGAAACGUCUCACGCUAGAACACAUUCAGAAACACAUAUGGUAUAUAGGGGGUAAGAAUGAACCAGAACCAGAACAACCAAUUCCUCGAAAGGUGCAGAUUCGUUCUCUCCCUUCCCUGGAGGACAUUGAUCCAGACGUGUUAGACAGCAUGCACUCGUUAGGUUGCUUCCGCGACCGAAAUAAACUCUUACAGGACCUGUUGUCGGAAGAAGAAAACCAAGAGAAAAUGAUUUAUUUUCUUCUCCUUGAUCGGAAAGAGAGGUAUCCCAGUCAUGAGGAUGAGGACCUGCCCCCUCGGAAUGAAAUUGAUCCCCCCAGGAAGCGUGUGGACUCCCCAAUGCUGAACCGGCAUGGGAAGCGGCGGCCAGAAAGGAAGUCGAUGGAGGUUCUCAGUGUGACAGAUGGCGGUUCCCCGGUCCCAGCUCGCAGAGCUAUUGAAAUGGCACAGCAUGGACAGAGUAAAACAAUGUUCAGUAAAAGCCUGGAUAUCUCUGAAGCCAAUCCCAAAUUCAACAAAGAAGAAAGGAUGGCGAGUGCUGAUGCAUUGGGGUCUCGGUCGAUCAGCGGAGCUUCAUCUGGUCUCUCCACCAGCCCCCUCAGCAGUCCAAGGCCUAUCAGAAAGUUUUUCAUCCCCCCUCAGACUCCUGACCUCCCUUUCUCCCCCCGACCCCAAGUUUCCUUGGACCCUGAUGCUUGUAGGAACGCCUCCAGGCCUGGACAUGUUCUCCAACCAAAGCCAACACUUCAGUCCAACCCAAAGACGCAGACUUUGCCAUCCAAGAACAAAUUGGCCGAAAAACCACUCCAGUCUACCAAAUCCAACCCGCUCCCUGCCAGCAAUGCCAACACCCCCUCUUCCCAGAAUCCCCCUGUGCAGAAUGCUCAGGGCCGCCCACCCACUGCCAGCUUUAGCCCCCAGCUGGCCAUUCCUACAGUGCAGGCCAACCCUAUGUCUCCUAUUAGAUUACUCCCUUCUAGUACUGACCCAAGCACCAAAUCUAUCCCCAUCAUACAGGUCACCCCUCACCCCUCUCCAAGGGGAAGUCCCCUCCCUACCCCCAAGGGGACACCCGUCCAUACGCCAAAGGAGAGCCCAGCAGGCACACCCAACCCAACGCCACCAUCCAGCCCCAGCAUUGGAGGAAUGCCCUGGAGGACACGGCUCAACUCAAUCAAGAACAGCUUCCUGGGGUCUCCUCGAUUCCAUCGCCGGAAAUUGCAAGUACCUACACCAGAGGAGAUGUCCAAUUUAACCCCGGAAUCUUCCCCAGAGCUUGCCAAAAAAUCCUGGUUUGGUAACUUUAUCAACCUGGAGAAAGAAGAACAGAUCUUUGUGGUCAUUAAAGAUAAACCACUAAGCUCCAUCAAGGCUGACAUUGUGCACGCUUUCCUCUCGAUUCCCAGCCUCAGUCACAGCGUCAUCUCACAGACAAGUUUCCGUGCAGAGUACAAGUCCACGGGGGGUCCCGCUGUCUUCCAGAAGCCAGUGAAGUUCCAGGUGGACAUAACAUACACAGAAGGGGGCGAGGCACAGAAGGAGAAUGGGAUCUACUCAGUCACUUUCACGCUCUUAUCAGGUCCAAGCCGUCGCUUCAAGAGGGUAGUAGAAACCAUUCAGGCACAGUUGCUAAGCACACAUGACCAGCCUUCAGUGCAGCAGUUAUCAGGCAGCCCAUUGAGUAACUUCUUUGACGUAAUUAAACAACUUUUUUCAGACGAGAAGAACGGGCAGGAAUUAUCCCGAAAAGUUAACAUGUCAGCCACGGCUUCACCUUCUGUGCUCUGCGGACACUUGUUGACGGAAGGAAACCGAUGUAGACUGUCCAAGGACCAGUCCUGUUUGAGGUUCCCAGCCUCCCCCUCUGCCCCCAGGAAAUGGGUUUCUCCCCCACCUCCCCAACACACACUUUUUCUCUUUUUCUUUUUGGUGCUCCACGAGGGAGAUCUGCUCAGUAAUGGGAUUGCACAACCUGGGCUGGAAGCAGGUUGCAAUUGUUGGAGCGACACCAUUGUCCUUGACAACAUUCGUCUGUGCAGGUGAACUCAGACUGGCAGGGGGAGGGAGGCAAGAAACCAGGGGAAAUGUAACCAUGAAACCAGGGAGCACUCUCAGCCAAAACCACCAAGGAGUGAGUAAAAGCAAAGCAUCGAACCAAGACAAUAUCGGGGAGUUUCACUGUGGGAUUUUCUCCAACUCCUUUUUCCUCCCUGUCCCCACCCUUUCCUUUUUUCUUUUUUAAAUUGUGUUUGUUUUUGAUACUCUUAUCAUUUUGCUUUUCGACCUGCUGGAGGGGGAGGGAAUCCUCCCGGGGGGGUUGGGGGAAUGAACAAACACAAAAACAAACAAACAUUCAAACUUAGGGAAAAGGCAACAUACGGCAGCAAAAGAGGCGGGAAAGGAUUCUGCCUAGCUGAGAACAGUCUCUCUUGUCACCAACUGCCGUUGCCGCUGCUGCUGCUGCUCCUUCUUCAUCUUCCUCUUCACUCUUCAACUCCUGCCUACCACACUGCCGUGUUGGGACCUUCUUCCACCAUCUGGAUCCUCCAACACACCCUGCAUUUGGAUGCAAUUGUCGUGUCGCUCGUGCUGCAUCAAUAUCAGUAUUAUUAUUUAUUUACUGGUUUUGAUUUAUUUAUUUAUUUGAUUUAUUGGGUUUUUCAACAAACAGACGAAGAAGAAAAGAGGAUAAUUUGGGUUUUUUUUCCAUGUGUGUGCAUGUGCAUACCACUGGCACUUCAUUCAUCUGAGUGAGACGAGGAGUCAGUGCUAUGGGCAAGUGAAUCACGAAGCUACUGUAAACUUUAAAAAUUACUGCAAGAUAUUUUUAUAAACCUUUUUUUUUU